Schizophyllum commune H4-8 is the source of this 2744-nucleotide messenger RNA. RefSeq names its product urease. The transcript is spliced from 8 exons. Lineage: Eukaryota; Fungi; Basidiomycota; Agaricomycetes; Agaricales; Schizophyllaceae. Gene Ontology annotation, biological process: urea catabolic process. Bases 108 to 2624 code for a protein of 838 amino acids. Gene Ontology annotation, cellular component: urease complex. The record is from RefSeq and is a predicted model, not a curated record. Gene Ontology annotation, molecular function: nickel cation binding; urease activity.
GGCUUGCUUCCCACCACCACUGAAGUCCACCGGUUCACUUCCGUCUCAUCUCCUUCCCCUUGCACGCACGCAGAGGAGCAACCGGUUGCGUUCCACCCCAGGUCAUCAUGUAUCUCAACCAGAGGGAGGAGGCGAAGCUCCUACUCCAUCAGGCGGGCUCCCUCGCGCAAAAGCGCCUGGCGCGCGGCCUGAAGCUCAACCAAACGGAAGCAGUGGCACUCAUCGCGUCGCAACUUCAGGAGCGCAUCCGCGAUGGCAAGAACUCGGUGGCGGAGCUAAUGCAGUACGGGAAGACCUUGCUGGGGAAGAGGCAUGUCCUGCCUAGCGUACCGGCGCUACUGCAUGAGAUCCAAGUGGAGGGGACGUUCAACGAUGGUGUCUUCCUGGUCACCGUGCACGAUCCUGUUUGUACGGAGUCAGGGGACCUAUCUGCGGCGCUGUACGGCUCCUUCCUUCCCGUUCCCUUCAACGACCUGUUCCCUCUCACUCCAUCCGAGGAGUACGCGCUCGAGAAGCGACCCGGGGCUGUUAUCGCGAAGAAAGAGGCCAUCACCAUCAACCAAGGACGCGAGCGUGUCAAGCUUCGCGUCACGAACAACGGUGAUAGACCCAUCCAGAUUGGCUCGCACUAUCACUUCAUCGAGACCAACGCAGCACUCUCCUUUGACCGCGCCAAGGCUUAUGGCAAGCGCCUCGACAUUGCCGCCGGUACCGCUGUCCGCUUCGAGCCCGGCGAUGUGAAGACCGUCACGCUAUGCUCUAUCGCUGGCGCACGCAUAAUCUCUGGCGGUAACAACCUUGCCACGGGCGUCGUGGACUGGAACCGCACGGAGCAGAUCGUGGCGAACCUUCUGCAGCGCGGGUUUGGGCAUGUGCCGGAGCCUGGGGCGCUGGAGGUGACUGUGGACACGCAAAUGCUGCGGGAGACGUAUAUCUCAAUGUUUGGGCCGACGACGGGAGACCGCAUCAGACUGGGGGACACGUCGUUGUGGAUCGAGGUUGAGCAUGAUGAGACCGUCUACGGCGACGAAGUCAAGUUCGGCGGUGGAAAGUCAAUUCGUGAGGGUAUGGGGCAGGCUACCAACCGGUCGUCUGAGGAGACCUUGGACCUUGUUAUCACCAACGCCCUCAUCGUCGACUGGUCCGGAAUCUAUAAGGCAGACAUCGGCGUCAAGAACGGCAUCAUCGUGGGCAUCGGCAAAGCAGGCAACCCGGACGUCAUGGCCAACGUUCACCCCUCCCUCAUCAUCGGCUCCUCUACCGAAGUCAUCGCCGGCGAGAAGCUUAUCGUCACCGCGGGCGCCCUCGACGCGCACGUGCACUACAUCUGCCCCCAGCAGGUCGAUGAGGCCCUCGCUGCGGGAACGACGACCAUGAUCGGCGGUGGCACUGGCCCCAGCGCGGGUACGAACGCCACGACGUGCACGUCGAGUCCCUUCUACAUGCGCCACAUGCUUAGCGCAACGGAUGGUUUGCCAAUGAACUUCGCAUUCACGGGCAAGGGCAACGAUGCGGGGCCCAAAGCACUCGAGGAGAUCGUGCGCGCGGGUGCGGCGGGGCUGAAGCUGCAUGAGGACUGGGGGUCGACACCCGCUGUCAUCUCGAACGCGCUGGACGUGGGGGACAAGUACGACGUGCAGGUAAACAUCCACACGGACACGCUGAACGAGAGUGGCUUUGUGGAGAGCACGAUUGAGGCGUUUGGCGGGCGAACGAUACACACGUACCACAGCGAGGGCGCGGGCGGGGGGCAUGCGCCGGAUAUCAUUGUAGUGUGCGGGCUGCCAAAUGUGCUGCCGUCGUCGACGAAUCCGACGAGGCCGUAUACGAAUAAUACGCUGGAUGAGCACUUGGAUAUGCUCAUGGUCUGUCACCAUCUUGACAAGUCUAUUCCGGAGGACUUGGCCUUCGCAGAGUCACGAAUUCGUGCUGAGACAGUGGCCGCGGAGGAUGUCCUACAUGAUACAGGCGCCAUCUCUAUCAUCAGCUCUGAUUCCCAGGCAAUGGGCCGCGUUGGCGAGGUUGUCAGCCGAACGUGGAGAACGGCGAGCAAGAUGAAGGACUUCCGAGGACCUUUACAGUCAUUAGGGGAUGAUGAGUUCAAGGACAAUGGGCGCGUGAAGCGCUACGUGAGCAAGUACACGAUUAACCCCGCAAUCACGCACGGCGUAAGUCACCUCGUUGGGCACGUCGCAGUCGGCACGCUCGCAGACCUGGUCCUCUGGUCUCCUCAGCGCUUCGGCUCCAAACCCGAGAUGAUCCUCAAAUCCGGCGUCAUUGCCUACGCUCAGAUGGGCGACGCCAACGCGUCCAUCCCGACCGUGCAGCCAUACUACUCCAAGCCGAUGUGGGGUUCGAAGGCCGGGUCGGCCGCGCUCAAUUCCGUUUCCUUCGUCUCCAGUCUUUCGAUCACCUCCGGCACGAUCGCAUCGUAUGGGUUGAACAAGAAAUACGAGGCGGUGAAGAACUGCAGGAAUAUUGGGAAGAAGGACAUGAAGUGGAAUGACGCGACGCCGAAGAUGCAGGUCGAUCCAGAGAGCUAUGAGGUGCUGGCGGAUGGGGAGCUGAUGGAUGUUGAGCCUGCCACGACGUUGCCUUUGUCGAGGGUGUACAACUUGUUCUGAGGAAGAAAAUCAUCGUGCGUAUACUGUAUUUGUACCUAGUUUGCCGUUGACUGCACAAUGUAUGCAUAUGGAAGUUUCAGGGCUACUCUGUUUUCUUUUUGGCUCGAAGUUCAACAUGGA